CUCCUCGUCAACCGUCUCCUAGUUGCGACAAAUCCGACAAGAUGGCGAAGUCCAAGAACGCGUCUCAGCACCACAACAGCCAGAAGGCUCACCGUAACGGUAUCAAGAAGCCCAAGACCAACCGUUACCCCUCCCUCAAGGGUGUUGACCCCAAGUUCCGCCGCAACCACAGACACGCUCUUCACGGUACCGCCAAGGCUCUGAAGGAGCGCAAGGAGGGCAAGCGCGAGGUCGCAUAAAUCAACUAAUAUAGAAACGUUUUAAAAAGAAAUGAAAGCGAUUUGAGUUGGUUGAUCUUUCUUUUGCCAAAACGCCCCCGCGCACCAUGAGUGGGAUCGUCUUGUCUUGUCGGAUUUAGCCCAGACUGGUCCUCACCCCACCCGGCUACAUGUUUUCGCAAACGGUUGUCACAUAGGAAAGGAAAUUGACUGGUUUCUGCGGGUAUACUUGGAAGAGCGAGUCGUGCUCUUCUGCUAUUUUUCUUUUCCGUCCUUGCCCGCGUCGUGGUGAGUGACGGGUUUCCCCCACAAAUUCGGUUCGGGUCUAUUUGCAGACCGGAGUCGGAGAUCAGGCAUAUGUGUGUACAGCUUCGUGCUUAUUUUUCCAUGCGCGCUUGCUGAAGGAUUAUUUUAACGUGCCGAGAGAAGAUCCCAUGCCCUCCUGACUUCCAAUCACCCUUGGCCUUUUGCUCUCCGUGGGCCAAGGGUGCAUGGACGGAGGGCUACAUCCCC
Aspergillus aculeatus ATCC 16872 is the source of this 731-nucleotide messenger RNA. RefSeq names its product 60S ribosomal protein eL29. Lineage: Eukaryota; Fungi; Ascomycota; Eurotiomycetes; Eurotiales; Aspergillaceae. The transcript has 4 exons. Gene Ontology annotation, biological process: cytoplasmic translation. Bases 42 to 239 code for a protein of 65 amino acids. Gene Ontology annotation, molecular function: structural constituent of ribosome. The record is from RefSeq and is a predicted model, not a curated record. Gene Ontology annotation, cellular component: ribosome; cytosolic large ribosomal subunit.